GUGCUGGACAAUGGAGAAGGAGAAGAAGACGACGAUCACUCUACACUCUCACCCCAGUCCUCCGCCAAUCUGCUACCUGCCCGGCCUUCCGUCCGCAGCCCUCUUAGCUUCCACAGCUCCCUGAGCUCACAAUUACAAUCCAUCAUGGUGUCGAAGAGCUCGGAGCUGCCGAUGAUCAAGGGCGCCAUCAGCUUCUCGGUGAACCUGGCCCUUAUCCGGGGGAUCCCUGUGGCCCGGAGCCUUCGAAACUUCGGAGCGCUUUGGCAAACGUCGCCUCUGGACCUGGAUUGGCAGGCCCAGACGGGCCUCUGGAGCCCGGAGUCUUCGAAACUUCGGAGCGCUUUGGCAAACGUCGCCUCUGGACCUGGAUUGGCAGGCCCAGACGGGCCUCUGGAGCAAGUCGCAGCCUGUUGA
This is a messenger RNA of Symbiodinium sp. CCMP2456, 414 nucleotides long. NCBI's taxonomy places the organism in Eukaryota, Dinophyceae, Suessiales, Symbiodiniaceae. The record is from the annotation of a GenBank genome assembly.